This is a messenger RNA of Gongylonema pulchrum, 405 nucleotides long. NCBI's taxonomy places the organism in Eukaryota, Metazoa, Nematoda, Chromadorea, Rhabditida, Gongylonematidae. The record is from the annotation of a GenBank genome assembly.
AUGAAAUCGCAAGCAGAGAAUUCUACGGAAGAAGUUCCAUCGCUAACGUUGAAUAUCGAAUUGAGUGGAGUGCGUGUACUGGAUGUUAGACUUGCGUGCUAUGCGGCAUUUCACGUUGAUCAUACCUAUGCGUCUUUUGCCGCUAUUGAUGGUACCCAAAAGCUAUCUUCGGCAGUGUAUGUCUCCAGCAGUCCUGUGCAUGACUUGCGUUACAGUUUAUUUGCAUUCUCGGCACAUUUUGGUGACGUUGUUUCUGUGGAAAUCAAAAUGCCGCUUAAUUUGAUGUGUCGUUUAGCAAACGCUCAGCGAAAUGCCCACUAUAAAUUAACAAUUGAGUCUUCGGAAACGGCACUCGAAAUAUCACAAUUAUUUCCAGGUUUGUUCUGGUGCUACAGAAUCGUCUAG